This is a messenger RNA of Peronospora farinosa, 3672 nucleotides long. Lineage: Eukaryota; Oomycota; Peronosporomycetes; Peronosporales; Peronosporaceae. The record is from the annotation of a GenBank genome assembly.
AUGGACCCAUUCAUAGAGCUACGAAAGCACGCGGGUGGUACGCAUCCGCAAAAAGCCAAGCUUAAUGUGGUACUAGGCGCUAUCACUGAUGUUAUCUACGAACGCCGCAGUAAUGCCGAUCGAUCCGUGCCCAUCUCACCCACUGAAUACUUUGCUGCACUUAUGACGGCACUGGACGCGGCCUCGGACUCGCAUCGACAGGAGGUGGCACAAUUGCUGUCUAUGGUUCUGCCUGAAGUACCGGAUGCUGUACUGCGUGGAAAGUUUACGGCCGUGGCCAAGUGUCUUACGACGGUGCUGCAGGAAGCUGGUGACGACGCAAUGCUGCUGCGCUCGGCCAGUGCCUGUCUGGCAUUGGUGUUGUUGGCACAGGAGCCAUCGACCAAUACCUGGGCCCGCCCCGAGUUACUACGAAGCUUCCACUUGCUGCUGACGCUGGCGAUGGACACGCGCCCUAAGGUGCGCAAGGCCGGACACAAGUGGACAAUGGACGUCCUUGAGCUUCACGCGGCCAAGGGCUGCGAUGCCCUCUCUACACACAUUGCCAGCUUUGCGGAGAAUGUGUUUGCUACUGCGGGUAAAGACGGCAAAGACGAUCAGAGACUAGUGCUACUCGUAGCUUUCCUCAAGAUGGCGCUACCGCUGUUGCAGCGUAAGGUUGUGGCGUCUCUCGUUGCGGCGCUUGCCGAGUUCCUGGAUGCAAGCUCGAAGACGUUGCGUCUUGUCACGUACGAAGCACUGGACGCGCUAAGCGCGGCGCCAGAGUCGCAGCUUACAGCCGACACUCUUCGCAAGGUUGUGGCUGCUGUACUUGAUGCGCAGAGCAGUGGAUCGCUCGAAGCUCAGGGCGGACCGGUGGCCAUUUACGCUGUCCGUGUUCCGUCUCAGGCACUUGUUCGGCUAGCUGCUGUGAACGCUGAGGCGGCCCGCGAACUGCUUCCGCGAGUGGUAUGUGCAGUGUGUUCUCAUAUUGCCACGAACAAUGACCGUGUGCAGCGCCAGGCUGCUCGAUCGUUGCUGAAUGUUCUGAAGUCUACAAUUUCCCCGGAAGUGCUCGAAACAGAAGGCACGUUCGAGGACAUUGCGCGUGUGCUUGCAUCUCUACAGAGUCUGACAUCACUGCGCUUUCAGGGGGCGUGGAACCACGUGUUCCCGCUUAUUGCUGAGCUUUUCCGCUUUUACGGUUCUGCUAGUCGACCAGCGCUCGAGCCGAUUCUCGUUACAUGCUGCGAAUUGCACGAGGCUGCUGAUCAACUCCCACAGCAGCAACAAGGUGGUAAGAGCGCCCAGGCACUUUCUGAAUUGUUUGCGUUGGCUGCAGGUGCCGCCGUGGAAGCUCUGGGGCCGCGUGCCUUUCUUGAGAUCGUUCCUAUUGACCACCCCACUGAGAUUGUGAGCGAACAGCGCGCGUGGCUUUUGUCAGUUUUCCGAGACGCGUUGCGAUCGGCUCAACAUGGUGGCGAGCUUGGUUUUUUUGCUGAUGUUGUUCUUCCCAUGGCCCGAGCUUGCGAAGCUGGCGCGCGUGAGCCCAGUGUGACUCCGCUGCAAGCUAAAAAGUUGCAUACUCGUGCAAUCCAGCUCUGGGCGCUGUUUCCAAGCGUGUGUGCUCGCGCUAUGGAUGUGGACACUCACUUUAAGAAGAUUGCUAAAAUUCUGGCUAGUGCAAUGGCCGACCAGCGCUAUCCGGAGCUGCGCCUAGCAGUCUGCCAAGGUCUCCAGGCUCUCGUUAAACGCACUCGGGCGUUACAGAAAUCUGUUGCUCGCCGCUAUCACCUUGAGACGAAAGAUGAUGAGGUGGAAGACGCUGAAGAGGAAGGCGAUGAUGACGAAAAUGACGAGGAGCAGGUAGACGAGGCUAAGCUGGCACGCGACCGUGCUGCUUUGGCCAAGUUCUCUGGGCGUUAUGUGCCUCUACUGCUCUCCUUCGUGGAAGAGUCAGACCCGGAAAAAGACACAGAACGUGCCCAGGUUCUGUUAGAUACGCUCGAGGGUUUUGCGUCACUUGCUGAGGCUAAGCUCAUUGGCACAACUUUCAAGAAGGUGAUGCAGAAGUUGCUCGAGGCCACGACAGAGGCAAAGCGUGUCGAGUCUGAUGGUGCUGGCAACCACUCGAAGCGUGCAACCAAGCUAAGACAGACAUCGCAUGUGCAGAUGGCUCUUGCAAUGGCCCUGCUGGCCCAUGUGGACGACGCCAGCGUAGCGCUGCUGUACCGUGUGGUGAAGCCGUACUUGCUGGAUGAUGCUGAUGCUGCUAUGCAGAAGCGUUCUUACGCCGCUUUGGUGGCCAUUUGCGACUUGCAUCCCAAGUUUCUGUCGGAGGAAUCUCAGCUACAGGACCUCACACGUGCAAUCUGCGAUUCGCUUCUUACUUGCUCUGUGCCAGCCAAGAAAAUGCGUCUGCGUGUUCUUGCGCACUUGAUCCGUGCACUGCAGGCUCAACCUACGACUGACGGACUUGCUGAGAAGGAGCUGGUGUCCAGCCUUGUUGGUGAAAUCAUGCUUUGUACUAAGGAAGCUAACGGCAAGGCUCGUGAGGCUGCAUUCGAGUUGUUGGUGGCCAUGGCGAUACUUUUGCGCGUUCGUGACCCGCAGAAUGGACUCAUGGAGUUUAUUCAGAUGGUCCUUGGUGGCCUAGCCGCUCGCACGCCCCAUAUGCGUAGCGCUGCUGUCAUUUGUCUUAGUCGUUUGGUCUUUGAAUUCGGUCGUGAUGACCCUGCGAUCGCACAGGCUAUGCCGGCGCUACUCAAGACAGUUCUCAUGUUGCUGCACGAAAAGGCCCGCGAAGUGAUUAAGAGUGUCAUUGGCUUCAUGAAGCUUGGUAUUGCUGUUUUGCCAAAGGAUCAGCUGGAACAGUUUCUCCCCGAUAUCAUCAAUGGUCUGUUGGUUUGGAUUGGCGAGAGCAAGAACCGUUUCCGUGCCAAGACUCGUAUUAUCCUAAUCAAGCUGUGUCGCAAGUUUGGCUACGAGCAUGUAGCUGCUCUUGUGCCCGAGGAAGAUCGUGCACUAAUUCGUCACAUCAAGAAGACAAAGGAACGCGAGGAUAAAAAGAAGUCGGAGCUUGCAGUCGAGGCUGCCGAACGCCGUGCUGCUAAGAAGAACCGUGACACUUUUGAAGAGUUCAUGGCUGACUCUGCCGACGAAGGUGACAAUGAUGAGGCUGCAGCUAUGCAGGUGCUCAAGCGGAAGAAGGACUUGCACAAGAAGAACAAGGGCGGUAAAGUAAUUCGUGAAGAUGAGGACGAUAUUAUGGAUUUCCUCGAUGACAACGCAGCGGUGAAGAAUAUUUUCAUGGCACAAAAGGGUGGUCCUGUCGAUGAUGAAAGUGAAGAUGAAUUCCAAAUGACCAAGGACGGACGUAUGAUCAUCCCUGGUGGCGAAAACGACGAUGACGACAUGAAGGGUGGAAGUACCAGUGACGAUGACGAGGAGAAGAUCAAACAGGAUGUGGCUUCGCAGUUGCAGCGCAUGGGGCUUAACAAGAACAAAAAUGUACAAGAAUGUAGUGGUCGUGAGUACCGGGCAAAGAAAGCAGGCGGCGAUCUCAAGAAGAAGGGCAAGCUUGAACCGUACGCUUACAUUCCACUUGACCCAAAGCUUAUGGCCAAGCGUCAUAAACGUGAAGCUGUCACGCGCUACGGUGGUAGUGUUGGUAAGAGACGAGGGAAAAAGUAA